AUGUAUUCUUUAUGUAAUAAAAUUCACCGCUUCAAACCAAUUACAAAGAACAUUGUCGUCGUGCUUCAAGUAAGAUAAAUUUAAUUGUUAAUUUCAGUACUUAAUCAAACUUUUUGUUUAGGCACUAUAAUAGAUAGGGGCCUACCUAUGUUAACAAUCUGGCCUUUGGGCAUAGAGUUGUUAGAUUUGAAAUCCCUAAUCGGGAACAUGAAUGGACUUUUUUGAAAAUGUUUACAUUUUUCACUUAAAUUAUAUUUUUUUUAAUAAAAUUGUAUCAUUACUAAUUUUUUUCGUUAAACCCAAAUUCGUUUAACAGACCAUCAAGUCUUAUACUGUAAUUACUGUAUUUCAUCUUACCCCUUUUACCCGAUAAAGCGUUAUUCAUAAGUUUACUCUUGCCUCUAUCAAACGGGGUAAACUGAUUGAUUAGUUGGUAUAGAUAAUUUAUAUAAUAUAAGGCCAACCAUAGAUAUAGCUACCUAUGUCCUGAAAGCUACUGUUGUAUCCUAUAGAAUACAUCUAUGCAUUUAUCAUUUAUUACAUAUGUUUAUUAACUAGGCAGGUCUAUAAUUUUUUUAAUGAUUAUUAUAAAUUAUAUAUUGUUACAUUCACUAUUACAAAUUUACAGAGUGAUAAGAACUUGUAGUUUUUUCGAGUAUUUUAUUCUUUCAACCAUGUUUUUUAAUUUAUUGAAAUUUAAAUUAAAAAUAAUUUAUUUUAUUGUAUUAUAAAAAAAAUUAGCAGCAAAUCUUUGACACUAGAAUCAAAUUUUCUCCCAGACUUUGUAUUGCAAUAUUUGGACAGUACACCUGUAAAAAGAAAUACUAGUGAUUUUUGACUUAUUCCCUAUUACUUGUGUACUAUCAAUUUAAUCCUUAACAACAACUCUGUAUAUACACAUUUUAAUCAAGUUACUUACUUAAAGGAUCUGUAAGGGUGUUUAAAACCUAGAAUGUCUAGUGAAAAUACGAAAAAUGAAUAUACAAAUGAUUGAAGAGGGGGUUGAGAGUUGGCAUCACCGAAAGGUCAAUAUUUGAAACUUGCAUCAAAAUAUUUUAUCCAUUACUUCUGAAUGUAAAACGCUAAAAAACAUGCUUUUCCUUCAACAACAUGGUGAAAUUAAUAUCUAAGAUUAACCAACAUUUUCAAUAAGCAAAAAAAAAACUGAUUCCAGAGUUUGAAUUUAUUUGGUUCAGAAUCCGGUAAAAGUGUCUAAAAUUAUCAGGGAAAACAUAUCUUUUUACAGUCAAAUUUGACAAUAAUACAAAUUAUAAUUAUUUAAAAUAAACUGCAAAAAUAUUGUCAUUGUUUCAAGUGAAAUUUAACUAUUUAACUAUUAAUGAUUCCAGUACUAAAACAGAUAUAUUGUUUCAGGUUUCAAAUUUUAGUUGCAAUGUUACUUUGCAUAAACAAAAAGUGUAUACAUCAGUUAGUCAUGCUUUAGAGGAUAUCCAACCAGGAAAUACCAUUCUAUUUGGCGGUGAGUUAAAUAAAUUACUAAAUACAUAAUAUGAAUUUCUAAACUAGUUGUAUUCUUAAAAUUAAAAACUGCCACUUUUUAUAAUGCAAUUAUUCUAUCAAAUAGAUAUUACAUUUUUUUUAUUUCAUUAUUGUUAUUAUUUGUUUGCUAUUUAUUUUUGUAUAAUAUUGACUAGAACCAAGUUGUACAAUGAUAUUUUAUCAGUUUAAAUGUUUUAGGGCAAUAUAAAUAUAUCAUUUUAUAUUUAGAUCAUUGGGUACAAAAGAAACUUUGAAUUAUACUUUUUUUGUGUUUUCCAAUUUUAUGAUCUAACAUUUUUGAAAACCCAAAUAAAAAGCUAAAGUAGUUUAAAAAUUUAAUAUCAAGCAGUGUGUACAAAUCUAUAAUUAUUUAUUUAUUUAUUUAUUUUUAAAAGUUGACGCCAAACAGCUUUUACAAUGGGAAUCACAUAAAAAAAAAAAUUAUUUAACAAUAAAAAAAGCAAGAUAGGUAGAAAAGUAAACAUAAAAUAAUAACUAUAGAAUAAAGUAAAUAAAGCAUAUAACAAUAGACGAUUAGUAAAGUAAGCACAUAAUAGAAUAUUAUAUUUAGUUGCCAUUUAAAAUAAUUAUAUUAAUACAAUGGGUCACAUAGUGUUCUAGCGCUGUUAAUAUCAAUUUUUUUUUUUUCAAUCGGUUUGCCUUUAAAGGAGCAUCAAUUUGAGAAAAUUAAAUUUUUAUUUUCAUUCCCUAAACACAAAAAAAAAAAAACUUUAUUUAUUCACUUAGCCAUUAGCCAUUAUGUAAAAAAUUAUAUUCUUAAAAUUUGAAUAUAUCAUAUAUUCAUAUUAUCCGAUUAAUAGUUUCUUAACUAUAGCCAUUUUAAUUUCUAGAAAUUAGACGUGAAAUCAAUUAGUAUUUGAUAGAAAAGAAUUUCGGUGCUGAUUGUAAUUCCUUAUCACAUAAUGUGUUAUACUCUGGGACCUACUGUAUACUAUUAUUUAUAUAUAUGCAAUUAAAUUUUACUUUGGUUUAUAUUUAGGUUUUGGUCUUUGUGGUAUCCCAGAAAAACUGAUUGAUGGUUUAGUAGAACGAGAAGACAUUAAAGAUUUGACAGUGAUUAGUAAUAAUGCUGGUGUAGAUAAUUUUGGUUUGGGAAAACUAUUGAAACAAAAAAAGAUAUCUAAAGUCAUUGCUUCAUAUGUUGGAGAAAAUUCUGAAUUCGAGCAACAAUAUCUAAAUGGAGAGCUUACUGUAGAACUUACCCCUCAAGUUUGUAGAUUAAAAAAAUAAUUUUUUGAUUGUAUAUUAUGUAUAAUUUUAUUUUUAGGGAACAUUAGCUGAACGGAUACGAGCUGGAGGUGCAGGUAUACCUGCAUUUUAUACUCCAACCGCUGUUGGUACACUUGUAGAAGAGGGUGGUAUCCCACUGAAGUAUGCAUUACAUAAAGAUUUAGAUGAGGAAAUUGAGAACAAAGAAACUAACAAAAGUCAACCAGAUCUAGUGGAAAUUACCAGUGAUACACGAGAAACCCAAAUUUUUGAUGGUCAGACUUAUGUUUUAGAAAAGGCAAUUACCGCAGAUUAUGCUAUUAUUAAAGCACAAAAAGCUGAUCAUGAAGGAAAUCUUGUGUUCAAGUAAUAUAUUUGAUAGUCAAUUUAUUGUAACUAUUAAUAAAAUUUUACAUAUUAAUAGUAAAUCAGCUCGAAAUUUUAAUGCUGUCAUGUGUGCAGCUGCAAAAACAACAAUUGUAGAAGUUGAAGAAAUAGUUGAUACUGGUUCAAUUGACCCAGAUCAAGUGCAUGUUCCUGGAAUAUAUGUAAAUAGAAUUGUACUAGGCAAGGAUUAUGUUAAAAAAAUUGAGGUAAAAUAUUAAUUAGAAAUUAAUAAAAAAUAUUUAAUAGUUAUACAGUUUAAAAAUUUAGAAAACAGUUUUGUCCAAAAAGUCAGAUCAAUCAGUUUCCAUGUUAGCUUGCUCUUCAGCUGCUCAAUUAAGAGAAACAAUUAUUAAACGUGUGGCUCUGGAAUUUAAAAACGGCAUGUAUGGUAUCCUUUUAAAUAUCCAUACUGUAUGUUACUUUUGUUUUGUAGUGUUAAAUAAUAAAGGAACAUAAUUUUGUAUGUGUGUAUGAUACCUGAUAGGAUUUCCACAAAUAUUAUGUAAAAAUGAUUGAAAAUCUAUCACACCAUUCGAGGGAUCUUUUUAACACAGUGAAUGGUAGUCAACAUAAAUUUCUGAUUGAAUAGAAACAAUGCUAGUUCCACUGAUGAAUUUAAGAACACAUAGAUAUAUUUGUAGUAUUAUUGUAUAUUAUGUUACUGACAACAAAUUAAUUUAAUACAAUUUUCAGAACAAUUCUAAAUUUUUUUCGUAACAUGUUCAUAUGUACAAUAAGAAUCUAAAAUAAAAACCUAAAUAACUUAAGUUAAGAAAAAAAAUUGGAAAAAUUUGGUUUGUCUGCAACAUGUAUAUUUUAUAUAUAUAAGUAUGCUUUAGAAUUACAUAUUUUCAAAAUAAUUUUUUUCCAAAAGAUAUUGCUUUUAAUACUUAAUCAUUGAUAAAGUAUAAACUUAUCUAUUAUGCUUACUUUUAAAAUUUCUAUAUAUUAAAAACCUUUAAAAAAUAGAAUAUUUGGAAUCGAUCCAAAAUGUGUUUUAAAUAUUUUAAAAUUAGUAGUUUUAAUUAAAUAAUUUUUGACUGUAAUUUUCCAGUGGAUUCAUUAUUUGCUAUAAUAGGUAAUGUAAACCAUGAAACAAACAAUAUUACUAGAGUACAGAUGUGGUAGUUGUUUUUUUACACCUACUGGCUUCACUCACCACCGAAGUGUUGCUUCAGAUAUAGGAUAACUGCUUAUUUAAUCUAAACCUAGAUCUUAUAUAUCAAUAUUGGAGGAAUAUUAUCUAAAUUGUAAAUCUAAUCUUCACUAUGCCAAACCAGUCUAUUAAGCUUUUUUCAAAUAUAUAUGGACAAAUUUUUAAAGAUUUUAAAAGAUAUUUUAAUAGAUUAAUCAUUAAAUACCACUCAUUUGAAAAUAUUUAAUUCUAAGCAUUUAUAAGUGUGGAUUACAGAAUAAACAAUUUUUAAAUUUUCAAAACUAAUAUUUUUUAUUGGAGAAACUAAACAAAUGUGUUUAAUAUUCUCAUACAUAUAAAAUAAAUAUAUCUUUAAUUUGCUAAACUAAAAUUAUUCCGACAUUUAUACAGCUUACCUUUAAUAAUUAAAUUUAUACUAUACUAAAUAGUAACAUUAUUUAUUUUAAUUAAUAUCCUUAACAAAUAUUCUUAAGUUAAUUUGGGCAUAGGCAUGCCAAUGUUAGCUAGUAAUUAUAUUCCUGAGGGUGUUCAGGUAAUAUUACAGAGUGAAAAUGGAAUUCUUGGGCUUGGUCCUCAUCCACAUACAAAAAUAUGUAUUGAUCCAGAUUUAAUAAACGCAGGCAAAGAAACAGUAACUGUCAUUCCUGGUAGUAGUUUUUUUGGUAGUGAAGAAAGUUUUGCAAUGAUAAGAGGGUAAUAAUAUGCUACAAUAUCGUUAAUACCUAUAUUAUGCUUUAAAAUAUAUUUUAUAUACUGUUAUUUAGAGGCCAUUUGGAUUUAACCGUAUUAGGUGCAAUGGAAGUAUCACAGUACGGAGAUUUGGCUAAUUGGAUGAUACCAGUAAGUUUUGAAUAUAGUUUUUAUAUUUUAAAUAAUUUGAUGUUCUAUUCAAUUAGGGAAAAUUAGUAAAAGGAAUGGGUGGAGCAAUGGAUCUUGUAUCUGCUCCACAUACCAAAGUUAUAGUAGCCAUGGAACAUACAACCAAAGAUGGAUCACCAAAAAUUAUUUCCAGUUGUACCCUUCCAUUAACAGGUAGACGAUGUGUUGACAGAAUCAUCACCGAAAAAGUAAUUAUUAUUUGUUAAAAAUCAUAAUCUUUAAAUGAUGAAUUAAUGAAUUAUGUUGUUUUUUUCUUAGUGCGUAUUUGAUGUAGAUCCUGAGAAUGGAUUGACUUUAAUUGAGAUUGCUGAGGGUGUUGAAUUAAUUGAUUUGGUUCAAAGUACUGGAUGCGAAUUUGUCAAAGCUGAUGAUUUAAAAAUAAUGGGACAAAUAGAAUAG
This is a messenger RNA of Cinara cedri, 5551 nucleotides long. Lineage: Eukaryota; Metazoa; Arthropoda; Insecta; Hemiptera; Aphididae. The record is from the annotation of a GenBank genome assembly.